ACUGCCGCGUCUCCCCAGUGCCGUACGAGGUCCCCUCUCGUACCGUUUUCUCUCCAAAUAUCAGUGGUCCUGUCCUAACCUUAAAAAUUGAUAACGCGAUAACGCAGGACAACGCGAUUUUAAACGCGAGUAAAGCGAUUUAGUAACUGAUCUCGUGUGUAAAGUGCGAAGAAUUCGAGUUAACUGUGCUCGUCCGUGCAACAAACGUGUUACGUAACCUAAUCAGUGCGCGCUAAAGCGUUCGACCGCAAGGAACUCACACCGCGAACAGAUCGCUGAGGAUCAAAUGUCGCGGUAACGCGGUAAUGGUUACUUUUAAGUUAUGCGGGGUUGUUAGACGAGCACUAAAGGCUGUUUUUGGGGGUGUGAAAAUUUCGGAGACUUGAAGGAGGCGCUACGGACUCACCAAAAUGACGCAAGCUUCAGACGAGACGGAGAAGUUGGUCGAAAGUCCCAGCACUACCGCUGUUUAUCGACAAUCCUUGGCUGCUUUGACAUGUUGCCUCUCGUGCUUCACGAUCGGGCUUUCCAUCGGUUGGUCCUCGCCGGCCUUCCACAAGAUCCAGGCCUCGGAGACGAGCUUCACCCUUGACGGGUUCCAGCAGUCCCUGGUGGUGAGCGCCCUCAACAUCGGCAUCAUGUUCGGGGCCAUCCCGACGAGCUUCCUCAUGGACCAGCUCGGUCGGAAGAAGACCCUCCUCUACACGGCCACCCUCUCCCUCCUCCACUGGGUCCUCAUCGCCGGGGCCAUGAACGCCAAGUUCCUCUACUUCGGGCGCUUCCUCGGCGGGAUCUACUCGGGCAUCGCGACGGCCAUCGCCCCGGUCUACCUGGCCGAGAACCUCGAGCCGCAGAUCCGCGGCUCCAUCGGCACCCUCUUCUCGAUCCUCCUCUACGGCGGGAUCCUCUGCACCUACAUCAUCGGCCCCAUCGCCAGCUACAUGAACCUCUCCCUCUUCUGCGGGGCCUUCACCGUCCUCUUCAUGGUCACCUUCGCCCCCAUGCCGGAGACCCCUUACUUCUGCAUCAUCAAGAACCGCCGCGAGGACGCCAGGAAGUCCUUGGAGUGGCUCCGAGGCCAUUCCAACGUCGACGCCGAGCUCAAGCAAAUCGAAGCCUACGUCACGUCGGAACAGGAGCACGUCACCGGGUGGAGCGACAUCUUCACGGACCCGAAUUUGCGACGACCGUUCCUGGUCUGCGUCGCGCUGUGUUUCAUACAGAAAUCCACCGGGUUCUUCACGAUCAUCUCCUAUCAAUCGGUGAUCCUGCCCGGUAUGGUAGGACCCUUGACGUCCGAGGGUGCCACCUUAGUCAUCGGCGUGGUACUCUUAAUGGCAGGAACAGCCUCCGCAUUCCUCAUCGACAAAGUCGGUCGGAUCAUCCUACUUAACCUCUCCUACGUGGGUGUCGUGUUGUCCAUGAUCCCUACCGCGCUAUGGUUCUACUUCAACAAGACGGAUGAGCCGGCGGAUGUCGAGUAUGUGAACCACUACAACUGGGUUCCUUUCUUCGGAUUCAUCGCUUUCAUAGUGUGCCACGCCAUGGGACUUGGCCCGGUCGGGAAUAUCUAUCCCGGCGAGGUAUUGCCGUUGUCGAUCAAGGCGGAUGCUAUGGCUUUGGUUGUGUCGUUGGCUGCACUCUUCACGGCGAUUAACACGGAGAUUUUCGCAUUUUUCAACGCUUACAUCGGGAUGUACGCCAACUAUUUCUCGUAUGCGGUGGUUGCUGUGGUAGGGGCGCUCUUUACACGCUUGUACAUCGUUGAGACGAAGGGUAAAUCUCUGCAGGCCAUCCAGGAGGAGUUCAUCGAGCAGGCUAAGAUGCCGAGGAUGAAGGGUGACUAUUUCGUCUUGUGAUAAUGUGUGUGUUUGCUACGUAGGGAUAAGGGGUUUUUUCACUGGGGGAAAAGCAAAGUUUCACUGGAGCAAUAGAAAAAUUAUUAGCUCAGUUCCUGAAAACCUUUGCAUUUGACGUAAGGAUUACAUAGAAUGGGGUAUGUCACGUACUGUAAUAUACAAGACAAGCUGCAGCUCAUCAGUUCCAACUUGUGAUGACGUAGGAAUAUUUCUAGCUCCCCGAAUUCAAGUAAAAGCAACCCGAAACUCCCCAUGUUUACAAUCGUUUUCCAUUUAAAUCCUUGUUUACUGUGGAAUUAGCACCAAAUUCCUUGCGAUCAAAUUAUUCAUUAAGUAGCUCAAUUAUGGGUUUUGGUGCUCAAUUCAUUAGACCUAUGAAAAACUGCUAAUUCUUUAGACCCCGCACCUUACGACAUUUGAUUCUUAGUGCUCAAACGAAAUUUCAUCCUCUCUUGUUUUCAAUUCUUAUUUUUCACCCUUCAAAGCAAGUCAAAAAGUUGUACCUCAACACCUGUAUACAGAGCUUCAGUCAUACAUAAGAUUUACAGGCCUUACACAAUUAAGUUUCCUGAAAUUUCCGACUUUUGGAUCCCGAAAUCGGUUGUUUGGUAAAUGACUAGGAGCUUUGACAAAAAAGUAAUGAAUGUAAAAUAAUAACUUGGCAGUCAAUCAGUAUUAAUAAUGCGAUCAAAGAAAUGAAACUGUCCUCUUAGCUGGUUAAAUGAUAACCAAUAUGUGACAAUUUUAAAACAGGGAAUGGAAAUGGUAUUUUUAUGUAAUAAACGUGGAUUUUUCUGGUUUUUCAGAGGGACCCAAAAAACCAUUCCCUGCUGGCCCGAACCCAAAUUUUCAUUAGAUACUUGCAUGCGACCUCAGAAUCAUUCGAAUCAUCGAAAGUUUACCAGCUUUGGGCUCAUUUCUCCGUCCAAAAUCACUCUGGAUACUAUUUUCAUAGUUAUAAUGUGUUAAUUCUUAGUAUUAAUGAAAGAGUAAAAGAAUCGACUGGGAAUGACCGUAAGUUAUAAGCCGUGUUUCCGAUUAAAAUUGUUAGUCGUAGCUUUCAUAAAAAAAGUUAGGGUCUCAAGCUCAAAUUCUCAUUUCUUUUCACUCAUAUGAUGAAAUGUGAGGCUAAUCUAUAAUGUAAGCUCAAAUCUUUAACGGUGCUGAUUUAUCAAUUUGCCCAUUUUUAGAAUAGAAAUACAAUUUUCGCCUCGUUUGACGUAAUGAAAAUUCAUUUUUGACACUGUCUAUUUCCCCUCUCAUUAUUUGGUAAUACGUUUAAAUAUUUUCAUAAACAUGUAAAUUAUCUUUUUCUUUUUACAACAAAUAUUGAUCCAACUGCAGUUAAAAAUUGUAGGAAGUUGCAAGAGAGAUAAUUCAUACAACUAAACAAAAAACUAAUGAAAUAAUUGAAAAUGUAAAGGGGAAUAGAAUUAAUUACUUAUUGGACAAUUUCCCUUUGAUGGUACUAAGUAAAAUAGAAGUGUCUUUCUCAAGUCACCAGUUAGUUUGACUUCAUCAACCAUGAACUUGAUUUUUCGACAAGUACAUACAUAUAUACAUUACCUUACAUUUUUCCGUUUUAUGAAAAAAUUCGAUUGCUGUGAUAUUAUUUGUAGCUACGAUGUUUAUCUAAAUUUCUCCUAUGAGGAGUAUAUUCUGUUUCUUGGUCUGCCAAAAUGACAGAGCUGCACAAGUAUUUUGAGGAUUUUUUUCUUUUUUUUAAAUUUAGUAUAAAAUUACGCACAAUUAGUCGUAUACCUUUGAACACCGUUAACAAGUAUUGCAUAGAGUUUGCGACUUGCAAGAAUUAUAUUCUAUACCUUCGAUGUGUAAUUCUGAACAAUGUGUCUAAUUAUAUCAAUUUUCUUGUCAAGAAAGUU
This is a messenger RNA of Bemisia tabaci, 3742 nucleotides long. Lineage: Eukaryota; Metazoa; Arthropoda; Insecta; Hemiptera; Aleyrodidae. The record is from RefSeq and is a predicted model, not a curated record.